AUGGUCUCGCUUCGCCUUGCCCUGCUGGGGGCCUGGGCCUUUACGGCCCUGGGCCAGCAGUGCGAUUGCGGCCAAUGCCCCAACUAUGAUUGGACGUCCACGUGCUUCGACAACUGCACCGUCACGGGAGACCCCCACGUGGAGCACAGCUGGCGCAAAGGCUACGAGAACGGCUUCGACUUCCAGCCGCAGGGCAUCUGGCGCCUGGCAAAGACGGAGACGUGUGGCGGCACGGUGGAGGUUCAGGCUUUCUUUUGCCAGUACUUCUUCACCAGGCUCAGCUCCGCCAUCGGCUACGCCAUCACCAUCAACAACGGCGACAAGUACAUCGUGAAGAGGGUCGGCGACGACUACGUGAUCGGGAGCCCCAACGUCGAGAGUGCAACCCUGAAGAUCUUGAACGACAACACUACGGACCCUGCGGCCGGAAUCAUCAUCACGAGUACCGACAACUGCAUCCGCAUCAAGCUGAACACCCAGCCUUUGUACGGACGUGCUGCGCAGAAGAAGUUCACCCCGGACGCCUACUUCAACAACAUCAUCAUCAAGGUCUGGGGCUGUGCGACGACGGAGGAAGGCAUCUGCGGUGCUGAGAAACUGUCAACCCAGUACAUUGACCCUGAGAGCGACGCGAACCUCUUCAAGACGCCGGACAACGAAAACCUGUGGCAGGAUCUCUGCGAGUUCUGCCAGGAAGAAGGCAAGGCCUUGACGCCUCCCGGCUGCCCCGCGCCCCCCGGUGGCGGCAUCAUGGAGCCCGGCUGCGAGUUCAUGAGGCCCUUCGGAAGCCCGCGCGACAAGCUGUGCUAUCCGGGGGUCACCGAUGACGCCGAGAACGAGGCCGCCCUCGCGGCUCUGAAGGAGGAUGGCGAGAACUGCGUUGCCUUCGUGAACCUGCAGACGCCAACCUUCCCGCGCAGGACUUGCAGAGACUGGUGCCAGGACCGAGGUGCUCGCUGCGUCGCGGCAUGGGACGAUGCGGGCACGGGAAGGUUCCCGAACGAUGCCUUCGCUUGCAACAUCUCGACUGCCACCGAGAAGUCUUGCGACGACCGCGCGAGGGAUACCCACUGCGUGUGCGAGAAGCCGGACAACAACGCGCCCGGAGAGAGUGUGGCGCAGACGUGCGCAGAUGCACGGGACCUGAACGGCUUCAACUUCUCCUACCUGGAUGCCGCUGACAUGUGCCGGACAGAGGCUAUCUGGCUGGACGGUGUGACCUACCCGCAGAACACGGAGCAACCCACGUUCGAGCAGCGGUUGCUGGUGUACUGUGUCCAGGACGUGUGUGCCACGGAUACAGAAGACAGGCGGGAAGUGGCCCGAAGUUACGGAGAUCGUGAUCCAAGCUUCCCUCCCAACAAGCCCAACCUCUGCAACGGCCCUCUGCUUUGCAACCUGAUCUGCACAGCAGGGUUGAUCCAGGAUUGGACCGAGUGCAUGGACGUUUGCACGGGCCACCGAUCCAUGCUGAUCCACGCAACAGGCCGCUACUGCAAGGCUGGGCUGUGCCCAAGCUUGCUGCAGGAGACGGAAAUCAUAGGGCUGCUGCAGCACCGACUAAAGCAGAACAGCACCUUGGAGAUCACGGAUGAGGCUGAGGCUGAGGAGACGGAGUCGAGGAGGUCCCGGAGGAAGUCCUGGUCCACCUCCUCCAGGAGGUCCAGCCGCUCCCGCCGCUCCAGCAGCAGCAGGUCGCGCAGGUCUGUCAGCAGCAGGUCUCGGCGGUCAACCUCGCGACGCGUCAUUCCCAAGUCGCCCAGCAGCCGGUCUCGGCGAUCAACAUCGCGACGAGUGGUCAUCGGGGUCCGCCGCCGCAAGGACGACGACGCUGGCCGCCGCCGCAUUCUCAAGGACGACGACAUCUGGGUGCGCCGCCGCAUUGUCAAGGACGAUGACAAAGACUCCCGUCGCCGCAUUCUCAAGGACGAUGACAAGGACUCUCGUCGCCGCAUUGUCAAGGACGACGACAUCUGGGUGCGCCGCCGCAUUGUCAAGGACGAUGACAAGGACUCCCGGCGCCGCAUUGUGAAGGACGAUGACAAGGACUCCCGUCGCCGCAUUCUCAAGGACGACGACAUCUGGGUGCGCCGCCGCAUUGUGAAGGACGAUGACAAGGACUCCCGGCGCCGCAUUGUCAAGGACGAUGACAAGGACUCCCGGCGCCGCAUUGUCAAGGAUGAUGACAAGGACUCCCGCCGCCGCAUUGUCAAGGACGAUGACAAGGACUCCCGGCGCCGCAUUGUUAAGGACGAUGACAAGGACUCUCGUCGCCGCAUUGUCAAGGACGAUGAUGAUGGCUCCCGCCGCCGCAUUGUGAAGGACGAUGACAAGGACUCCCGGCGCCGCAUUGUCAAGGACGAUGAUGAUGGCUCCCGCCGCCGCAUUGUCAAGGACGAUGACAAGGACUCCCGUCGUCGCAAGAAGGACGAUGAUGAUCGUGAUGAUAAGGACGAUGACGACGACAAGGACAAGUGCGUGGAUGAGGAUUCUCUGUGCAAGAAGAUCUGCUACGGCUUCAAGCUGGAGGGCAAGGAGCUUUACUGGUGCUUGCAUCGAUGCCACGCCAAGUUUGAUAUGCAGCUCAAACCCGGCAUGGACAGCUACUGCAUGGAGUGUGGCAAGUACUGCGGGCAUCCUGAUGUCACCACCAGCACCACGACCACGACAACCAGGACCCCCAGCACCGAGAUUUGUCCCUUCACCACCACGACUACGACGCACCCGGUCUAUGGGGAUGAUGACGAUGAUGAUGGCUCCCGUCGCCGCAUUGUCAAGGACGACGACAAGGAUUCGCGCCGCCGCAAGGCCGACGAUGAUGACGGCUCCCGCCGCCGCAUUGUCAAGGACGAUGACAAGGACUCUCGUCGUCGCAAGGCUGACGAUGAUGACGGUUCGCGACGCCGCAUUGUCAAGGACGAUGACAAGGAUUCGCGCCGCCGCAAGGCCGACGAUGAUGACGGCUCCCGCCGCCGCAUUGUCAAGGACGAUGACAAGGACUCCCGUCGUCGCAAGGCUGACGAUGAUGACGGUUCGCGACGCCGCAUUGUCAAGGACGAUGACAAGGACUCCCGUCGCCGCAUUGUUAAGGACGAUGACAAGGACUCUCGUCGCCGCAUUGUCAAGGACGAUGAUGAUGGCUCCCGCCGCCGCAUUGUCAAGGACGAUGACAAGGACACACGUCGCCGCAAGGCCGACGAUGAUGACGGCACGCGCCGCCGCAUCUUCAAGGACGAUGACGGCUCUCGGCGCCGCAUCUUCAAGGACGAUGACGGCACGCGCCGCCGCAUCUUCAAGGGCGAUGACGACGAUGGCACGCGCCGCCGCAUCUUCAAGGACGACAAUGGCAGCCGGGGUGCAAGCCCAAGCCAUCUGAUGCGGCCCAGCUGGCUCGAGCUCGUUUCCUCGGAUCUCGGCGCCAUGGUCUCGCUUCGCCUUGCCCUGCUGGGGGCCUGGGCCUUUACGGCCCUGGGCCAGCGGCAGUGCGAUUGCGGCCAAUGCCCCAACUAUGAUUGGACGUCCACGUGCUUCGACAACUGCACCGUCACGGGAGACCCCCACGUGGAGCACAGCUGGCGCAAAGGCUACGAGAACGGCUUCGACUUCCAGCCGCAGGGCAUCUGGCGCCUGGCAAAGACGGAGACGUGUGGCGGCACGGUGGAGGUUCAGGCGUUCUUUUGCCAGUACUUCUUCACCAGGCUCAGCUCCGCCAUCGGCUACGCCAUCACCAUCAACAACGGCGACAAGUACAUCGUGAAGAGGGUCGGCGACGACUACGUGAUCGGGAGCCCCAACGUCGAGAGUGCAACCCUGAAGAUCUUGAACGACAACACUACGGACCCUGCGGCCGGAAUCAUCAUCACGAGUACCGACAACUGCAUCCGCAUCAAGCUGAACACCCAGCCUUUGUACGGACGUGCUGCGCAGAAGAAGUUCACCCCGGACGCCUACUUCAACAACAUCAUCAUCAAGGUCUGGGGCUGUGCGACGACGGAGGAAGGCAUCUGCGGUGCUGAGAAACUGUCAACCCAGUACAUUGACCCUGAGAGCGACGCGAACCUCUUCAAGACGCCGGACAACGAAAACCUGUGGCAGGAUCUCUGCGAGUUCUGCCAGGAAGAAGGCAAGGCCUUGACGCCUCCCGGCUGCCCCGCGCCCCCCGGUGGCGGCAUCAUGGAGCCCGGCUGCGAGUUCAUGAGGCCCUUCGGAAGCCCGCGCGACAAGCUGUGCUAUCCGGGGGUCACCGAUGACGCCGAGAACGAGGCCGCCCUCGAGGCUCUGAAGGAGGAUGGCGAGAACUGCGUUGCCUUCGUGAACCUGCAGACGCCAACCUUCCCGCGCAGGACUUGCAGAGACUGGUGCCAGGACCGAGGUGCUCGCUGCGUCGCGGCAUGGGACGAUGCGGGCACGGGAAGGUUCCCGAACGAUGCCUUCGCUUGCAACAUCUCGACUGCCACCGAGAAGUCUUGCGACGACCGCGCGAGGGAUACCCACUGCGUGUGCGAGAAGCCGGACAACAACGCGCCCGGAGAGAGUGUGGCGCAGACGUGCGCAGAUGCACGGGACCUGAACGGCUUCAACUUCUCCUACCUGGAUGCCGCUGACAUGUGCCGGACAGAGGCUAUCUGGCUGGACGGUGUGACCUACCCGCAGAACACGGAGCAACCCACGUUCGAGCAGCGGUUGCUGGUGUACUGUGUCCAGGACGUGUGUGCCACGGAUACAGAAGACAGGCGGGAAGUGGCCCGAAGUUACGGAGAUCGUGAUCCAAGCUUCCCUCCCAACAAGCCCAACCUCUGCAACGGCCCUCUGCUUUGCAACCUGAUCUGCACAGCAGGGUUGAUCCAGGAUUGGACCGAGUGCAUGGACGUUUGCACGGGCCACCGAUCCAUGCUGAUCCACGCAACAGGCCGCUACUGCAAGGCUGGGCUGUGCCCAAGCUUGCUGCAGGAGACGGAAAUCAUAGGGCUGCUGCAGCACCGACUAAAGCAGAACAGCACAUUGGAGAUCACGGAUGAGGUGGAGGCUGAGGCUGAGGAGACGGAGUCGAGGAGGUCCCGGAGGAAGUCCUGGUCCACCUCCUCCAGGAGGUCCAGCCGCUCCCGCCGCUCCAGCAGCAGCAGGUCGCGCAGGUCUGUCAGCAGCAGGUCUCGGCGGUCAACCUCGCGACGCGUCAUUCCCAAGUCGCCCAGCAGCCGGUCUCGGCGAUCAACAUCGCGACGAGUGGUCAUCGGGGUCCGCCGCCGCAAGGACGACGACGCUGGCCGCCGCCGCAUUCUCAAGGACGACGACAUCUGGGUGCGCCGCCGCAUUGUCAAGGACGAUGACAAAGACUCCCGUCGCCGCAUUCUCAAGGACGAUGACAAGGACUCUCGUCGCCGCAUUGUCAAGGACGACGACAUCUGGGUGCGCCGCCGCAUUGUCAAGGACGAUGACAAGGACUCCCGGCGCCGCAUUGUGAAGGACGAUGACAAGGACUCCCGUCGCCGCAUUCUCAAGGACGACGACAUCUGGGUGCGCCGCCGCAUUGUGAAGGACGAUGACAAGGACUCCCGGCGCCGCAUUGUCAAGGACGAUGACAAGGACUCCCGGCGCCGCAUUGUCAAGGAUGAUGACAAGGACUCCCGCCGCCGCAUUGUCAAGGACGAUGACAAGGACUCCCGGCGCCGCAUUGUUAAGGACGAUGACAAGGACUCUCGUCGCCGCAUUGUCAAGGACGAUGAUGAUGGCUCCCGCCGCCGCAUUGUGAAGGACGAUGACAAGGACUCCCGGCGCCGCAUUGUCAAGGACGAUGAUGAUGGCUCCCGCCGCCGCAUUGUCAAGGACGAUGACAAGGACUCCCGUCGCCGCAUUGUUAAGGACGAUGACAAGGACUCUCGUCGCCGCAUUGUCAAGGACGAUGAUGAUGGCUCCCGCCGCCGCAUUGUCAAGGACGAUGACAAGGACACACGUCGCCGCAAGGCCGACGAUGAUGACGGCACGCGCCGCCGCAUCUUCAAGGACGAUGACGGCUCUCGGCGCCGCAUCUUCAAGGACGAUGACGGCACGCGCCGCCGCAUCUUCAAGGGCGAUGACGACGAUGGCACCCGCCGCCGCAUCUUCAAGGACGACAAUGGCAGCCGGCGUCACCGUCAUCGAUCAUCCCAAAGCGAUUAG
Messenger RNA from Symbiodinium sp. CCMP2592, 6156 nucleotides. The record is from the annotation of a GenBank genome assembly. Lineage: Eukaryota; Dinophyceae; Suessiales; Symbiodiniaceae.